GUAUUAUCCUGUCCUAUUAUAAUUCUAUCAUGGAGUCGAUCCCAGCUAAAGCACGCGUUAUAAAGAUGUUGGGGCGCAUUGGGGCGAGUGGAAUUCUAACGGAAGUUCGCGUGCAGCUACUCUCCUGUCCACGCAUUCAAUUUCUGCAAAAGGUUAAAGGACGUGUCCGAAUUGGUGAUAUCGUCGAUGUGGAGGACAACAAAUUCGAGCAUGGCCCUUGGCAGGCAUAGAUUUACAGUCGCCCGAUUACAGACACGACACAAAUGCAAGUUAGUGGCACUUAUGGUCAAUAAGU
This is a messenger RNA of Drosophila subobscura, 295 nucleotides long. RefSeq names its product 40S ribosomal protein S28 (gene RpS28-like). Gene Ontology annotation, molecular function: structural constituent of ribosome. Gene Ontology annotation, biological process: translation. NCBI's taxonomy places the organism in Eukaryota, Metazoa, Arthropoda, Insecta, Diptera, Drosophilidae. Gene Ontology annotation, cellular component: ribosome. The record is from RefSeq and is a predicted model, not a curated record. The coding region runs from base 30 to 230 and encodes 66 amino acids. The transcript has a single exon.